CGGCGGGAGGGGCCGUCGGGCACCAGUUCCCAAACCGCAAGACCGUCCACUGCUGCCACUGCCACUGGAGGCCUGAGGGCAUGCUGGUUGCUCUCUGGGUGGGCGUCGCUGCUCCCAGGCCCAGCCGGGAAGAUUGGCGUGCCCAGUCCCAGCCCUUCCUGGGGCCGUCUUCAUCGGAAGCUGCAAGCUGGUAGCUGUCCAGAUCUCCACAAAGCCUCCACCCCCUGGGAGAGUGGAUCUCUGCUCGCGGCGGCAGCUGCCUGUGCACCUUGCUGGAGCGCCCCCACUGGGACCCCUCUGCGGGCAUGGCCACCUGACGCCUCGGCUUGGACCUGUGUCCCCGCGUCUGCCCUGAGCCGGGAUGGGUCGUGAGCAGGAUCUGAUCCUGGCAGUCAAGAAUGGGGACGUGACUGGUGUUCAGAAGCUGGUGGCCAAGGUCAAGGCAGCCAAGACGAAGCUCCUGGGCUCCACGAAGAGGCUGAAUGUCAACUAUCAAGAUGCUGACGGCUUCUCCGCUCUGCACCACGCCGCUUUGGGGGGCAGCCUGGAGCUCAUAGCCUUGCUACUGGAGGCCCAGGCGACUGUUGACAUCAAGGACAGCAAUGGCAUGCGCCCGCUACACUACGCAGCCUGGCAGGGCCGCCUGGAGCCCGUGAGGCUGCUGCUGCGGGCCUCAGCUGCGGUCAACGCCGCCUCACUGGAUGGGCAGAUCCCUUUGCACCUGGCUGCGCAGUAUGGACACUAUGAGGUGUCAGAAAUGCUCCUCCAGCAUCAGUCCAACCCCUGCUUGGUCAACAAGGCCAAGAAGACACCCCUGGAUCUGGCCUGCGAAUUUGGGCGGCUCAAGGUGGCUCAGCUGCUACUGAACAGCCACUUGUGUGUGGCACUGCUGGAGGGCGAGGCCAAGGACCCCUGUGACCCCAACUACACCACACCCUUGCACUUGGCUGCCAAGAACGGCCACCGAGAGGUUAUCAGGCAACUUCUGAGAGCUGGGAUUGAGAUCAACCGCCAGACCAAGACGGGCACGGCGCUCCACGAGGCCGCCCUGUACGGCAAGACAGAGGUGGUGCGGCUGCUGCUGGAGGGAGGUGUGGACGUGAACAUCCGGAACACAUACAAUCAGACGGCCCUGGACAUCGUGAACCAGUUCACCACCUCCCAGGCCAGCCGGGAAAUCAAACAGCUACUGCGGGAGGCCUCAGGGAUCCUGAAGGUCCGGGCACUCAAGGACUUCUGGAAUCUCCACGAUCCCACUGCCCUCAACGUCCGGGCAGGGGACAUCAUCACAGUGCUUGAGCAGCAUCCCGAUGGCCGCUGGAAGGGCCAUAUCCAUGAGAGCCAACGGGGCACGGACCGUGUGGGCUACUUCCCCCCAGGCAUCGUUGAGGUGGUCAGCAAGCGGGUGGGCGUCCCGGUGACCCGCCUCCCCGCAGUGCCCAACCCCCUGCGCCCAGGCUUCCCUCGGACACCGCAGCCUCCUAUAGACGACUCCCUACACCCUCCCCCCUACGGCCAGCUCCCUCGGGUGGGCCUCAGCCCAGACAGCCCAGCAGGUGACAGGAAUAGCGUGGGCAGUGAGGGCAGUGUGGGCAGCAUCCGCAGUGCUGGCAGUGGGCAAAGUUCCGAGGGCACCAAUGGCCACAGCACCAGCCUCCUUAUUGAGAAUGCCCAGCCUCUGCCCUCUGCCGGAGAGGACCCGGUGCUGCCAACACUGUAUCCCCCAGCCCUGACCGACACCCUGGGUCAUCGCCCUGUGGUCAGCUACCGCUCCGGGGAGCAGAUCUCCACUCAGGAUGUGAGGCCGGAGCAACUGUUGGAGGGGAAAGAUGCCCAGGCCAUUCAUAACUGGCUGAGCGAGUUCCAGCUGGAGGGCUACACUGCCCACUUCCUUCAGGCUGGCUAUGAUGUGCCCACCAUCAGCCGCAUGACACCUGAGGACCUGACAGCCAUUGGGGUGACCAAGCCUGGGCACAGGAAGAAAAUUGCCUCAGAGAUUGCUCAGCUCAGCAUCGCCGAGUGGCUGCCCAACUACAUCCCGGCCGACCUGUUGGAGUGGCUGUGUGCGCUGGGGCUGCCCCAGUACCACAAGCAGCUGGUGAGCAGUGGCUACGACUCCAUGGGGCUGGUGGCCGACCUCACCUGGGAGGAGCUGCAAGAGAUUGGGGUCAACAAACUCGGGCAUCAGAAGAAGCUUAUGCUGGGGGUGAAGAGGCUGGCGGAGCUCCGCCGGGGUCUGCUGCAGGGGGAAGCCUUGGGCGAAGGCGGGCGCUGGCCAGCCAAAGGCCCAGAGCUGAUGACCAUCGAGGGGCUGGAGAAUGGAGAGGGCCCACCCCUGCCUGGUGCUGGCCCACGCCUCCUCACCUUCCAGGGCAGUGAGCUGAGCCCAGAGCUGCAAGCAGCCAUGGCAGGGGGUGGCCCUGAGCCACUCCCCCUGCCCCCUGCCCGCUCCUCCAGCCAGGAGAGCAUUGGAGCACGCUCUCGGGGGUCCGGCCACUCACAGGAACAGCCCACCUCCCAGCCCAGCGGGGUUGACCCCAGCACGCCCCAGGAAAGGAAGCUUCCAGAAGGCACAGAACGGCCCUCCAAGCUUUGUUCCCCACUUACUGGCCAAGGAACUCCCCCUUAUGUUUUCAUGUACCCGCAAGGCUCACCCUCUAGCCCGGCCCCAGGACCACCUCCUAGUGCACCCCGGGCCUUCUCUUACUUGGCUGGCCCCACAGCCACUGCUCCCCCAGACCCACCUCGGCCCAAGCGCAGGUCUCACAGCUUAAGCCGCCCCAGCCCUGCCGAGGGGGAACCUGAGGGGGAGGCCAAAGGGCCAGUGGGCAGUGCCUUGGGCAGUUAUGCCACUCUGACCCGGCGCCCAGGACGCAGUACCCUCACUCGGACCAGUCCUAGCCCAGCCCCAACGCGGGGAGCUCCCCGCAGCCAAUCUUUCGCCCUGCGGGCCAGACGCAAAGGUCCCCCGCCCCCACCCCCCAAGCGCCUCAGCUCAGUCUCCGGCCCCACCCCAGAGCCAGCACCACUCGAUGGAAACCAAGGCCCCAAGGAGGGGGCCCCAGGGCCCCGAAGAAGAACCCUGAGUGAGCCAACUGGUCCCUCAGAGCCUCGCUGCCCAUCCAACCAACCUGGCCCUGCAUCGGACACAGAAGAGGAGCCAGGCCCUGAGGGGACGCCCCCAUCUCGAGGCAGCUCGGGAGAAGGGCUGCCAUUUGCAGAAGAGGGCAAUCUGACCAUUAAACAGCGGCCCAAGCCAGUGGGGCCGCUGCCCCGGGAGACACCUGUGCCCCUGGGCCUCGACUUCAACCUCACUGAGUCAGACACUGUCAAGCGGAGGCCCAAGUGCCGCGAGAGGGAGCCGCUGCAGACCGCUCUACUGGCCUUUGGGGUGGCCAGUGCCACUCCCAGCCCCUCUGCUGCCCCGGCCUCCCAGGCCACCAGUGAGUCCCCCUCCCCAGCAUCCUCCAGCCCUCCCCAGGCUGAGCCGAGCAGCCUUACCUCUCCAGCGCCACCUGCUCUUAACUUAGUAACUCAGCCCCCUGUGACCACGGCAGCUGGACCCAGUCUGGAAAACUCCACAAACAGUCGACGGAAUGGAGAGACUGAACCCCCAACCGCUCCUGCCCUCCUCAAGGUGCCUGGAACAGGAACUGCCCCCAAGCCUGUAUCUGUGGCCUGCACACAGCUGGCCUUCUCAGGCCCUAAGCUGGCUCCACGGCUUGGCCCCCGCCCAGUUCCCCCUCCCAGACCUGAGGGCACCGGGGCUGCAGGUCCAGGCCAAGCCCAGCAGAGGCUGGAGCAGACUAGCUCGUCCCUGGCAGCAGCACUGCGGGCAGCAGAGAAGAGCAUUGGCGCCGAGGAGCAUGAGGGCCCCCCUGGCACCUCCACCAAACACAUUCUGGAUGACAUCAGCACCAUGUUCGAUGCCCUAGCUGACCAGCUGGAUGCCAUGCUGGACUGAGACCCACCCACAGCCCUCAGUGGGGCUUGGCGUGACCUGCAGUGUUCCUGGCCUUUGGCCCAGCAAGGAAGAGGCCCUGCUCCUCCCUCCUCACCCCUCCCCCACCCAAAUGGGAGGGUGGGUGAGGCUAAGGCCUGUGCUUACAGCUGCAGGCAAGUAGCUCUGAGCACUGCAAGGCUGGUGGAGCAGUCCUAUGGCAGGAGCCUCGGCCAGCUGAGG
This is a messenger RNA of Ochotona princeps (American pika), 4183 nucleotides long. RefSeq names its product CASK interacting protein 2 (gene CASKIN2). Gene Ontology annotation, molecular function: protein binding. The record is from RefSeq and is a predicted model, not a curated record. The transcript has 20 exons. The coding region runs from base 362 to 3964 and encodes 1200 amino acids. Lineage: Eukaryota; Metazoa; Chordata; Mammalia; Lagomorpha; Ochotonidae.